Messenger RNA from Labeo rohita (rohu), 2551 nucleotides. RefSeq lists its product as uncharacterized. NCBI's taxonomy places the organism in Eukaryota, Metazoa, Chordata, Actinopteri, Cypriniformes, Cyprinidae. The transcript has 8 exons. The coding region runs from base 87 to 1271 and encodes 394 amino acids. Gene Ontology annotation, cellular component: Arp2/3 protein complex; actin cortical patch. Gene Ontology annotation, biological process: Arp2/3 complex-mediated actin nucleation. The record is from RefSeq and is a predicted model, not a curated record. Gene Ontology annotation, molecular function: actin filament binding.
CUGACUGAGCUUGACGGGCGUCUACAUCCUCACUGAAUGCAUUGACAGUCACUGCGGGUGUUUCCCUGCAGCUCAUCUGAAACAGCAUGGACAGCGGCGGGAGGAAAGUGGUCGUCUGUGACAAUGGGACGGGGUUUGUCAAGUGUGGUUUCGCCGGCUCCAAUUUUCCCGAUCACAUCUUCCCAGCCCUGGUGGGACGUCCCAUCAUUCGGUCAGAUACAAAAGUUGGGAAUAUAGAGAUCAAGGAUCUGAUGGUCGGCGAUGAGGCGAGCGAAUGCCGCUCCAUGCUGGAGGUCUCGUACCCCAUGGAGAACGGGAUCGUCCGCUCCUGGGAGGACAUGCUGCACCUGUGGGACCACACGUUCGGCCCGCAGCGGCUCAACAUCAACCCUCCCGACUGUAAGGUCCUGCUGACGGAGCCGCCCUUGAAUCCGCUGAAGAACCGGCAGAAGAUCGCCGAGGUCAUGUUUGAGACCUACAAGUUUCACGGCAUUUACAUCGCCAUUCAGGCCGUACUGACUCUCUAUGCUCAAGGUUUGUUGACCGGUGUGGUGAUAGACUCAGGAGAUGGUGUGACUCACAUCUGUCCCGUUUAUGAGGGUUUCUCUCUUCCUCACCUCACACGCCGCUUGGACAUCGCAGGACGAGACAUCACACGCUAUCUUAUCAAGCUUUUGCUUCUGCGAGGCUACGCCUUCAACCACACGGCGGACUUCGAGACGGUGCGGAUGAUGAAGGAGAAACUGUGUUUUGUUGGCUACAACAUUGAGCAGGAACAGAAAUUGGCCAAUGAGACCACUGUCCUGGUGGAGUCCUACACGUUACCAGACGGACGGACGAUAAUGGUUGGAGGCGAGAGGUUUGGAGCGCCAGAGGCUCUUUUCCAGCCUCAUCUCAUUAACGUGGAGGGUGUUGGUGUGGCUGAACUGCUCUUCAACACCAUCCAGGCAGCAGACAUUGACAUCAGGUCUGAUUUAUACAAGCACAUCGUCCUGUCAGGAGGAACCACCAUGUACCCGGGACUUCCUUCCCGCUUGGAGCGCGAGAUCAAGCAGCUGUAUCUGGAGAGAGUGCUGAAGGGAGACACUGAGAAACUUUCUAAAUUUAAAAUCCGCAUCGAAGACCCUCCGCGGCGCAAACACAUGGUGUUCAUGGGAGGAGCGGUGCUGGCCAACAUCAUGAAAGACAAAGAGUCGUUUUGGCUCUCGAGAGCUGAGUAUGAGGAGAAAGGCCUAAAAGUGCUGGAUAAACUUGGAGGAGCGCUGAGAUGAGAGCAGCGACACGCUGAAGCCUUCACUAUCCACUUUACAUUCAUAUCUACUGCUGUUAAUAUUUAAGACUCUCACAAUCAACUACUGCACAUCAUAGACCUUGAUGACAUUAUAUAAGGCUAAUUAUGGGUUUUAGUAUCUCAAACACUGAUUUAGCUGUCUAAAUACUCAUAAAUAAAUGAUCAAAUAAAUAUUCAUAAAUACUGAGAGGUCAUAGGGUUGUUAUAGUUAACUAAAACUAUAGAAAUAAAAUAAAACUGAAAUAAAAUAAACGAACUGAAUUAAAGUAUUAAACAACUUCAUCUUAUUUUAUUUUUAUUUUUAUUUUCAUUUUUAUUUAGUUUAUCAUUUAAUAAAUUAACUAAAAUAUAAAUAAAAUGAAAGACAUAUAGACAAAAAGAAAUAAAUAUAGACAUAGAAAAUAAAUAAAACUAAAAAAAAUGACAAAGACACAACAAAAUUACUAAAGCUAAGUAAAACUAAAAUGAAAACAGGAAAUGUGAAAUAAAAACUCAAAAUAUGAAUAAAAACUAUAAUAAUAUCUCAAUUAUAGUAAAAUAGGCAUGGUCAAAUUUUAAAACCUAUUACUUCAAAUGAGAUUUCAUAUUUAAUAUCUUAAACCAAACCAAACCAAACCAAACUAAAAUGCCUUGUUAUAAUUUUAGUAAUAUAAACAAAACAUAUUUACUCUAUUUAUGAACUGUUUUUUCCAGAUUAAACUAACUUCUUGAAACUUUUGUCUCAGAAAUUUGUUGUCAAAGUAUAAACUUUGAAUCUAUGAAUAAAUCUGAAAUAAAAUAAAAAUAAAUAUUAGAUAAAAAGGUUAAAUUAAAAAAGUUUCCAAUAACCAAAAUCAAUAAAUAUGUUAAAUCACUUAAAUUACUAAUACUGAAAUAAAAAUUCAUUAAAGCUACAUAGAAAUUUAUAUAUAAAACAUAGAAAUACUACAAAAAUAAAUGACGAAAGCACCUAAAAUUAUUCAAAACUAAGAAAAUGUUAUACUUUUAGAAAUAACAUAAAAUCUUUUACUUUAUUUAUGCACUGUUUUUCAUUUUAAACAAGUUAGCGUUUUGUCAGAUUUAUCUAAUUUCUGGAGACUUUUAUCCAAGUGAAUUUUGCCCUCAAAGUAUGAACUUUGAAUCACAUCAUGUACAUAAAGAAAGAAACCUAUAAACAAAAAUAAAUGUCAAAUUGAAACUAAAGAUGAUGAGAGAACAUUUUGACCUGGCUAAGCAUUUUAACCAGAUUAAACUGAAUAAAAGUCAUUUGUUGAUCAUGAA